Messenger RNA from Gorilla gorilla gorilla (western lowland gorilla), 2511 nucleotides. It is a transcript of the gene RILPL1, whose product is annotated as Rab interacting lysosomal protein like 1. The transcript is spliced from 8 exons. The record is from RefSeq and is a predicted model, not a curated record. Gene Ontology annotation, molecular function: dynein light intermediate chain binding; protein dimerization activity; small GTPase binding. Lineage: Eukaryota; Metazoa; Chordata; Mammalia; Primates; Hominidae. Gene Ontology annotation, cellular component: ciliary basal body; cytoplasm. Gene Ontology annotation, biological process: cilium assembly. The coding region runs from base 866 to 2173 and encodes 435 amino acids.
GGUCUGCGCGGAGUGUCUGCGGGCCGGGGGGGCCCCGUUCUCUUCCUGGGAUGAGCCCCAGCCCGGGGACCUCCUUGUGACCCCUCCAUCCCUCUCCAAGGCCGGGGCCGCUCCCCGGAGCAGCGAAUCGUCCCGCGAGACCAGCGCCCCCGGCCCCCUCUCCCGGGGCGGCCUGGACCCCUCCCGGCGGCCGGGUGGUGGGAGGAGUCAGCGCCGGGCGGGGGAGGGGCGGCCGGGGCACGAGAGAGGGGCGCCGCGGGUCCGGCGGCUGGAGAGGGGGGCCCGGAGUGCAGGCCGCGGAGUCGGCGCUGGCGGGGGGGGACCCCGGGGCGCCCCCGGGCGGCGGAAAGCGGGCGCGCCCCUGGCCAGGCCGGGAUUGGGGCGGGGCGCGCGGCCUCCCUGUGGGGAAGCGGUCACCCGGCCUCGCAGCCGCCGCCGCCAAAGUUUCCCGGAGGAGCCGCGGGCCGCCCUUCCUCUCCGGCCCCGCGCGCUGCCGCCCCUCAGGCCCGCACCGCCCCGGGGCGCCCGGCCCGGCUCCAUUGAGCGCAACUCGGAUCCCAACUUGGGAGGCGCCGCGGGCCUGCGCACGCGCGCGCCCUCCCAGCUGCUGCUGCCGCCGCCGCCGCCGCCGCCCACUCGGGAGCAGCUCCGGGCCGAGCCGGGCGCCCAGACCCCGGGCCCGCACACCCCGCGCCGCCGCCCGUGCCCGCGCCCGCCGCCCGCUGCCCGCUGCGCCCUCGCCCCAGCGCCCGCUGAGCGCGCCCGCCCGCGGCCCAGGCUGGGCCCGGCCGGCCCGGCCCUCGACAGCGGCAAGUUUGGGAGUUGCACGAGUUUGCGGGGCGGGGGACAGGCCAGGAGGGCGGCCAUGGAGGAGGAGCGUGGGUCGGCGCUGGCGGCCGAGUCGGCGCUGGAGAAGAACGUGGCCGAGCUGACCGUCAUGGACGUGUACGACAUCGCGUCGCUUGUGGGCCACGAGUUCGAGCGGGUCAUCGACCAGCACGGCUGCGAGGCCAUCGCGCGCCUCAUGCCCAAGGUCGUGCGCGUCCUGGAGAUCCUGGAGGUGCUGGUCAGCCGCCACCACGUCGCGCCCGAGCUGGACGAGCUGCGCCUGGAGCUGGACCGCCUGCGCCUGGAGAGGAUGGACCGCAUCGAGAAGGAGCGCAAGCACCAGAAGGAGCUGGAGCUGGUGGAGGAUGUGUGGCGAGGGGAGGCGCAGGACCUCCUCUCCCAGAUCGCCCAGCUGCAGGAGGAGAACAAGCAGCUCAUGACCAACCUCUCCCACAAGGAUGUCAACUUCUCAGAGGAGGAAUUCCAGAAGCAUGAAGGCAUGUCAGAGCGGGAGCGCCAGGUGAUGAAGAAGCUGAAGGAGGUGGUGGACAAGCAACGUGACGAGAUCCGCGCCAAGGACAGGGAGCUGGGCCUGAAAAAUGAGGACGUUGAGGCUUUACAGCAGCAGCAGACACGGCUGAUGAAGAUCAACCAUGACCUUCGGCACCGGGUCACGGUGGUGGAGGCCCAGGGGAAAGCCCUGAUCGAACAGAAGGUGGAGCUGGAGGCAGACCUGCAGACCAAGGAGCAGGAGAUGGGCAGCCUGCGAGCAGAGCUGGGGAAGUUGCGAGAGAGGCUGCAGGGGGAGCACAGCCAGAAUGGGGAGGAGGAGCCUGAGACGGAGCCGGUUGGAGAGGAGAGCAUCUCCGACGCAGAGAAGGUGGCCAUGGAUCUCAAGGACCCCAACCGCCCCCGGUUCACCCUGCAGGAGCUGCGGGACGUGCUGCACGAGAGGAACGAGCUCAAGUCCAAGGUGUUCUUGCUGCAGGAGGAGCUGGCUUACUAUAAAAGGUUUCCACACGAGACCACAAGCAACAUGAGACCAGAAGUCUUAUUUAUCUUGUCCAUGGCUAAGUUCCCAGCACUUAGAAUGGAGCUUGGCACACAUGAAGAAAUGGAAGAGGAAAACCGAAUACCCCAACCCCCACCCAUCGCCCACCCGAGGACGUCCCCCCAGCCGGAGUCGGGCAUCAAGCGACUGUUUAGCUUCUUCUCCCGAGAUAAGAAGCGCCUGGCCAACACGCAGAGAAACGUGCAUAUCCAGGAGUCCUUUGGACAGUGGGCAAACACCCACCGCGAUGACGGUUACACAGAGCAAGGACAGGAAGCCCUGCAGCAUCUGUGACGUUGGCCCAUCUCCACGCUCCAACCUGGACUGCCCGCCACCAGCGCCUGCAACCGAACUGCAGCCCAGGGGUCAUUGCUGCCUCAAGCCUCUCGGUGCAGACGCACCCUGAAAACUGACCCCUCAAACAGACUGUCUGAUUUGAGGAUGGACAUUGAAAAACUGACGCCAAACUCUAAAGAAAUGUUUAUUUAUACCCAGGGCUAUCACUGUUUCUAAUAGAUGACUCUGAUCCCGUAGGAUAUAUAUUUAAUAAUCCCACAAACGGAGGCCAGACUUCUGCGUUAACUUCAGUAACACAAGCUUCUUUAAGCCAAAUACAUCACUUGCCACUAUCA